UCAAAAAAGAGAUAGUACAUGAGAGUGAACUUUUGAACUGAGGGGGCAAAAAUUUACUUUCUUCUCGCAUUUUAGGGUUUAUAGAAUCAGUAUUUUCCUCUGUUCCAAUUCGGAGAGGAAAAGGAAAAUGGCAGCUAACAAGAGAAUGAGAAGUAAAGAAAUUGACAGGAUCAGUGAGUUACCGGACUGUCUUCUUCAUCAGAUUUUCUGUUUCUUGGACUCAAUUGAUGUUGUCAAAACUUGUAUUUUGUCUAAAAGAUGGAGGUACUUAUGGGCUUCUUCUCCCUAUCUUAAUUUCAAAUUUAUCAACUUUUAUAGCUCAAAAAAGAAAUAUUUCAUCAACUUUAUCAAUCAAUUUCUUCUGCGUCGAAAUUCAAUACCUAUUCAUAGAUUUAUCUAUCAUGUAGAUUUUCAUGUUGAAGCUAGUAUGGUUGAAUCUUGGAUAUGUUAUGCAGUUAAACAUCAGGUUCAACACCUUACAUUACAACCCUUUUAUCCUAAAUUGGGCACGCGGUUUCCUUUUUAUUUUGGUGGUUGUACAUCAUUAACAACUCUCAAACUCGAUGCCUCUCAUUAUGAAAGCAGACCAUUGCCUGAAAGUUUGGAGUUACCCUCUUUGAAAAAUUUGCACCUUAUUGGUUUUGAACGUUGUGAUGGGAGUAUAUUUUCGAGUUUUCUGAAUUUGGAGACUUUAAAACUUGAAGACAUGUGCUUUAAGGGUAUUCAAAUUUUUGGUCUUUGUGCUCUGAAUCUGAAAAGCUUUGAUUUUGUAAAUAAUCCAGAAGAGCCUUUUUCCCGUUGUGACUUUGUUAUUGUGGCUCCGAAGCUUAGGAAAUUCAGGUUUAACGGCUAUCCUCCCUUUGUCUGCUCUACCAAAAAUCUUUGUUCUCUAGAUCUAUUUGAAAUUGAUCUGCCAUACAACUUUGAAUUCGAAUUGAAGGACGUCUAUUUUACGGAAGAGCUAAAGCAAGUUUUUGCUUGCGAAGUGCUCCAAAUGAUUAAUGCAUUUCAUAUUGCGAAAUCCAUCACAUUAUCCAUGAGGGUCAUUCAGGUUCUAUCCCACAUUCCUUCUUUGCUGAAAGAGCGCCGUUCACUGUUUCUAAAUCUGAAGUCUCUGAAGGUGAAGAGUGAUAAUUUUUUCAAGUACGUCAAGAUAUCUAGCUUUAUCUUAGAUUACUUUCUUAAGGACUAUUCAUUGCUGCAAAUUGUUGGUAAUAGUUACAAAGGUUAUUAAAGAAACCCUUGUUCCCGUAAGUCAUUUUAAUUGAUUUUCGUCAAGUUAUCGACGGUAAUAGGAUUAUCACUUUUCUGAUAAAAAUUAUGGUGAAUGAUUAUUUUAA
This is a messenger RNA of Mercurialis annua (annual mercury), 1340 nucleotides long. Its product is annotated as F-box/FBD/LRR-repeat protein At2g26030-like. The coding region runs from base 128 to 1234 and encodes 368 amino acids. The record is from RefSeq and is a predicted model, not a curated record. Gene Ontology annotation, molecular function: protein binding. Lineage: Eukaryota; Viridiplantae; Streptophyta; Magnoliopsida; Malpighiales; Euphorbiaceae. The transcript is spliced from 2 exons.